AUGGGAGCAGCUAUAUCCUUACCGCUAAUGCCAGUGUCGUCCCUUGCGUCUUGCUUUGGCGCGGCAGCAUGUUCAGCAUUUUGUACAUCUAUAGGGGGCACCUUUAAAUCAUCGAUUAUGACAAGAAUAACAUAUGCGAUAUUAUUGUUGAUAAAUUCUUUGAUAUCAUGGAUCGCUCUAUCGCCCUUCAUCAUUCGGAAAAUAGAGAAAGCUACAUUCGGUUUCAUCAAUAUCAGCUGCGGCCCUGACGGUAGCCAGUGUAUAAGUUUCACUUCUGUGCAUAGGAUCAAUUUUGCCUUGGGGGUGUUGCAUUUAAUUUUGGCGGGGUUAUUGGUCAAUGUGAAGUCGACAGCAAACCCCAGAGCCAUAAUUCAGAAUGGAUGUUGGAAAAUGAAGAUUUUUGCAUGGAUUACAUUUAUCUUUGUUAACUUUGUUUUGGUUCCCGACAGCUUUUUUGUGUUUUACGGAAACCAUAUUGCAAUCAUUUUUUCAACCAUCUUUUUAGGGAUUGGAUUGAUACUUUUGGUUGACUUUGCUCACGCGUGGGCAGAAAAGUGCUUGGAAAAGAUUGAAAUGGAAGAGUUGACCGGAGAAGGCGAUGCUGGAUUCUGGAAGAAGUUGUUGGUUGGUGGUACGCUAACUAUGUACAUUGGCAGUAUCAUUUUGACCGUCGUCAUGUAUUGGUUUUUUGCAGGCAAAGGAUGUUCAAUGAAUAAGACGGCAAUUAGUUUGAACUUGGUGUUUGCAACUAUCAUAUCAGCCAUGUCCAUUCACAAUACAGUUCAAGAGUAUAAUCCACAUGCAGGUUUGGCCCAGUCUUCAAUGGUGGUGUUUUACUGCACAUACUUGGUCAUGAGUGCAGUUGCUUCCGAACCAGAUGACAAAUAUUGCAACCCGUUGGUGAGGUCAAAAGGAACGAGAACCGCAAGUGUGGUGUUGGGUGCCUUUUUCACAUUCAUAGCUGUUGCGUACACGACGACUAGAGCAGCAGCUAAUUCUGCAUUUAGUUCAGAAUCGGCAGAGGAGUUUGCUACUCCAGGAACAACCACUACAACGCAACCCAGCGCUAGGAGUGAGAUGAGAUACCAAGCUCUCAAGCAAGCUGUGGACGAGGGCUCUCUUCCUGAGAGUGCCUUGAAUCAAGUUGACUUGUACGAAGAAGAAGAGGUUCGUGACGAAGAACGGUCUACUGUGAAAUACAACUACACAUUAUUCCACAUAAUUUUCUUUUUGGCAACCCAGUAUGUGGCAACGCUUUUAACAAUCAAUGUCAAGCAAGACGACUAUGGUGAUUUUGUACCGGUUGGCAGAACCUAUUUCGCAAGCUGGGUCAAAAUUGUUAGUUCGUGGGUGUGUUUUAUCUUGUAUGGGUGGAGCUUGAUUGCCCCAGUUAUUUGGCCAGAUAGAUUUGGUGUACUGUUGUAG
Molecule: messenger RNA, 1425 nt
Organism: Lodderomyces theae
Lineage: Eukaryota; Fungi; Ascomycota; Pichiomycetes; Serinales; Debaryomycetaceae
Exons: 1
Coding region: 1-1425 (474 amino acids)
Cellular component (GO): membrane
Source: RefSeq, a predicted model, not a curated record